GCGGAUCAAAUUCUGCGACUCAUCAAGUGGUGAAAUGGCUGUACUCACUGAGUACGGCCGACACUCUGGUCAAUGGAUAGGCAUGAUAUUAAUUCUGGUGGUUUUCGUACCCUCUGCCACGGCGCUUAUCGAGGGACUGUAUUGUGGCACCGAGAUUUGUUACGAUGUGCUCGGAGUAUCGAGGGAAGCGGUUAAAUCGGACAUAGCCCGGGCUUACAGACAGCUAGCCAGAAAGUAUCACCCGGACAGAUUCUCAAGUCUUGCAGGCGAGACUCGAGAAAGUGCUCAUCAAAAAUUUCUGCUCAUUGCGACCGCGUAUGAAACUCUGAAGGAUGAGGACUCCCGUAGAGACUACGACUACAUGCUGGACAACCCUGAAGAGUACUACAGCCACUACUACACCUACUACAGGAGACGACUGGCACCUAAAGUGGACGUACGGAUAGUCAUUCUGGUCACUGUGGUUGCUAUAUCCAUUUUCCAGGGAGGCUACCAGAAGCCUAAAAUCUUGGACAUCCUGCUCUGUAAGAUUGUCCUGUUCCCUUACUGCCUGUGUGCCUAUGUGGUCUGGUACUGUAAGUGGCUCUACAGGUUCACCAUCUGCAGAGAGGAGUACGGAGACGAGGAGAAGMUGUACAUCAUCAGRAAGCACAUGAAGAUGUCUCAGUCUCAGUUUGACAGUCUGGAGGAGGAGCAGAGAGACACUUUACUGGAGAGGCAGCUCUGGAUCAAAGACAACUAUGAGGUGUACAAGGAAGAACAGGAGGAAGAGAUGAAGACGAAGAUGGCCCUGGAUCCCAGGUGGAAGAGGUACCGACGGUGGAUGAAGAAUGAAGGACCAGGACGGCUCACUUUUAUUGACGAUUGACAACAUGCCGAUCAAUAAUCACACCUGACUUGUGGCAAUAUAUACAGAUACACACUGUGUUAUACCGAUACAGUGCAUUGGGAAAGUAUUCAGACCCCUUCACUUUUUCCACAUUUUGUUACGUUACAGCCUUAUUCUAAAAUUG
Messenger RNA from Salvelinus sp. IW2-2015, 1013 nucleotides. It is a transcript of the gene dnajc25, whose product is annotated as DnaJ (Hsp40) homolog, subfamily C, member 25. Lineage: Eukaryota; Metazoa; Chordata; Actinopteri; Salmoniformes; Salmonidae. Gene Ontology annotation, biological process: protein folding. The record is from RefSeq and is a predicted model, not a curated record. Gene Ontology annotation, cellular component: endoplasmic reticulum membrane.